Erythranthe guttata (spotted monkey flower) is the source of this 704-nucleotide messenger RNA. NCBI's taxonomy places the organism in Eukaryota, Viridiplantae, Streptophyta, Magnoliopsida, Lamiales, Phrymaceae. The record is from RefSeq and is a predicted model, not a curated record.
ACACAUCUUUAAAUUUCUCAGAAUAUAUAUAUAAACAGUCCAUAAUAUUUCUAUAAAUUAAUUAAAUUAAAUCAUCAUAUAUCAAUUAAUUAUUAUGUGUGCCAAAACCAUAUUCGUGAUCAUAUUGUUUCUUUGCAGCUUGUCUAUGCAUGCAUGUAAUUCUCGCCUUUUAGCUGAUAUAUUGCACAAGAAGCUUCACCACCCUCACAAGAUAGAGGAGACGAAGCUCGACUCCAGCACGAAAAUUUCUGUGAGUUCGAAUGGGGAUGAAAGUGAUCAAGAAGAUGUUUGCAAGAAAAAUAAAGAUGGAUUAAUUAAUAUUGAAGGAACAAAGUCAGGAAGUAGUGAGGAUUGUAAGUCUUCUCUUCGCAAGGCUUUGCUGCAUGCAACAAAAUCUGCAGAGGGUUCAAGAUGGACACAUCAAAGUAUUAGAGAAAAGGAUUUAAAUUCCUCAAUUUUCAAGGAAGAAUAUCUUUCAGAAACAGACUACCAGCCACCCCAUCGCAAAUCACCCAUUCACAACAAAUGAUUUUUAAUUUUAUUUUACACAAUAAUUAUCAUCAUCAUUAUUUAAUUUCUUAUAAGAUAUAAUAUAUGAUAAAUAUCAAGAGUGUUGAUUAUGUUGCUAUUGUAAUAAUCGAUAUAUAUACGUGAAGGUUUUGUAAUUGAGAACAAUAUAUAAUAAAUCAUUAUAUCAUGUAUGA